Juglans microcarpa x Juglans regia is the source of this 1141-nucleotide messenger RNA. Its product is annotated as very-long-chain 3-oxoacyl-CoA reductase-like protein At1g24470. Lineage: Eukaryota; Viridiplantae; Streptophyta; Magnoliopsida; Fagales; Juglandaceae. Gene Ontology annotation, cellular component: endoplasmic reticulum. Gene Ontology annotation, molecular function: ketoreductase activity. The record is from RefSeq and is a predicted model, not a curated record. Bases 82 to 1038 code for a protein of 318 amino acids. The transcript has 3 exons.
CUGAGGAAGAAUCUCGAUAAAAUUUACCAACCCAAUGCAAUAACAUUAACUCCGUCUACCCAAAACUCAAGACCCACAAAAAUGCUAUCAACAUGCAUUCAUCACCUCAAAACCCAGCCUCCAUGGCUUCUCUUUCUCUCAUUUACUGGUUUUCUCACCCUCCUGAAACCCUCCAUCUCUCUUCUCAAAUGGGUCUUCAUCACUUUCCUAAGACCCCCAAGAAAUCUCAAGAAAUCAUAUGGUUCUUGGGCGGUCAUCACCGGAGCAACAGACGGCAUCGGAAAAGCCUUUGCCUACCAACUAGCCGGCAAAGGUCUAAACCUAAUACUUGUCAGCAGAGACCCCAACAAGCUCAAAACUGUCUGGAAGGAAAUUCAAGCCGAUUUUCCAAACACCCAAGUGAAGAUUGUUGGGUUUGAUUUCUCCGGCGACAUCUUGGCCGGCGUCCGGCUGUUAGAGGAGGCCAUCAAAGGGGUGGACGUCGGUAUUCUGAUAAACAACGUGGGGAUUACAUAUCCUAAGGCCAUGUAUUUUCAUGAGGUGGAUGAGAAGGUGUGGAUGAACGUUGUUAAGGUGAACUUGGAGGGGACUACUAGGGUUACGAAAGCAGUUCUACCAGGUAUGAUGCAAAGGAAGAGAGGGACGAUUGUGAAUAUUGGCUCUGGAGCCGCCAUUGUCGUACCUUCCCAUCCUCUUUACACAAUCUAUGCUGCUACUAAAGCUUACAUAGAUCAGUUCUCAAGAUCUCUACAUGUGGAAUACAUGCAGUACGGAAUCCACGUCCAGUGUCAGGUACCAUUAUAUGUGGCCACAAAAAUGGUGUCGAAAGUAGCAGCGAUUGAGAGAGCGUCCAUGUUUACACCAUCGGCAGAGGAUUAUGCAAGAGCUGCGGUUCGCCGAAUUGGGUAUGAAGUGCGAUGCACGCCCUACUGGGCUCACUCACUUCAGUGGUGCUUUGCACGUUUCCUCCCUGACACUGUUCUCGAUGCUUGGCGUCUGUCCAUUGGUAUUCAGAGGCGAGGAAAAAUCACUGCAUGAAAUCAUGUUUUCAUGGGUAGAUAAGAAAGAUAUAUUAAAUAAUAAUAAUUUCAUAAAUUUUGUUUAUCCAUCGAGUGACUGAAACUAAAGAUUUGAAUCUCAU